AUGUCCUCUCAAGGCCCCGCCGUCAGCGAGACCUCCAACCUGAAGCCGUCGUUUGCAAAGGUUGCAGCUUCAGCUUACAUGCCUCAUAAUUCUAAAAACGUUGCUUCUGGCACCAAGUCUGCCGAAGGCCAGCAAGCUCCUGUUAUCCUACAGACACCGUCUGAAGCCCCGGAAGCGCAAAUAACGCAUGCCCCGGUUGAGAAUGGAGAAAAAGACGAGAGCUCCAAUCAGGAGCAUGCUCCAGACACCAAUGGCUCCUCCAAGGAUGCCCAUGCGCAGAAUGGCGUAAGCCCGGACUCCAAUGCCGAGCAUUCAUUGCACUCGGUGUCUUCCUCCAACAGCUCGGCAAAGCCGCCGAGCGUGGAUGGCAAGAGUGUCGCGUCCGGAACGACUUUCGCGCUCGACGAGAAGGAAAGCAUUCGCCCAGACGAUAGUGCCAGCAUCCGUGCCGUGGAAGAGGAUCGCGAAGAUGUAUUCACGCCCCCUGAUUCCAUCGCAGCCGGAUCCAGGGUUGGCUCGGAGAACGGCAUUGGUCGAGCUUUCCGUGACCAACUUAACGAGAUUUCCGUCAUGGGGGCCUCUUCUCAGCGCGGUGUUCCACCUGGCCGGAAUGUCCAGAUCCUAGGAAGCAGUGAUGCUCCUCAGGGCGGUUCCGGUCGCGCUAUAUCACUACCUCUCGGUGCCAUCAAGGAAAACGACGGCGCUUCCCAGCCGCAACCGGCCCCUGAUGAAAAACUUUUGGAGGCUCUACAGUCUCCCAGAGACAGAUUGUUUGUGCUCAAGCUAGAGCAAGACGUGCUCGAUUUUCUAAGAAAUGCAGGCGAGAAGGAGUUGGAUGUUCCAAACUGCAAUGCGUUCUACCGCAUGCUUGCGCAUCGAUUUGCUGAUUACUAUCUUCUCGGCCAUGUUGUCGAUCCGGUCACAAGUGCCGUGAAGAUUACCAAGACUCCCUAUAGUAGAAUGCCCCCGCCACUCUCGAGCCUUCCGAGCUCCCUAUCAUCGGGUCCCGAAACUCCUCCAAUCAUAGUGCCUGCUCGAAAGAUUAUGCGCCGAGGAGAGAGUGGAGGUACCCCAUCAGGCACUAACACAACGGCCAAUUCCGAAGGUCCUUCGAAGACAACGUCUGAGGCUGGUGCCGAUAGUGGAAGUGAUGCUGGGCAAGGUCCUAGGAAGCUGACUAGAGAAGAACGUGAGGCCAAAUACAAAGAAGCCCGACAGCGCAUCUUUGGAAGUGCCGAGGAUGGUGACCUUGGAGAAGCGGCCAACAAUGAGAGCAAAGACAUGUCGCGAUCAAGUUCCGCUGCUGGGAAAAAGAACAAAAAGAAGAAUCGCAACAAUGACGACGACGGAUUUGAGGCGAGGUCCCAAUUCAGCCCCUACUAUCCCGGACAGUAUGGAGCCCCAGGGUAUCCGAGCGAUGGGCCCCCUAUGUACUAUGGCCCGUACACCAACAUGGUUCCUCCGUCAACCAACAUGAACCCCAAUGGAACGCCGCCCAUGCAGUACAACAACGGCUAUCCGGUCAUGGUCCAGCAGGAUCCUCAGCAGCAGUUUUCUUGGCAAUACCAACAGUUUGGAGCCGGCAAUGGGGCCAUGAAUGCAGGGCCUUAUGGAUCUCCGGUGCCGAUGAACUAUGACCUCUCGCAGGACUUUCAGCGCAUGUCCUUCCAGCCUGGAAAUGCAUCUAACCAGACACCAAAGAUGUCGAACCCUACGCUGGCUAGUUUUCCGGACGGAUAUAGGCCGCAGUCGCAGGGCAUGAACCAGCCAUGGCAGAUGUCGGGCCAGGUGCCAUAUCAAUUUGCUCAGCAAAGCUAUGACAACCGACCGAUGUCGGCGGGCCAAAAUCCCUAUCCUUAUGGCCAGUUGCCCAACCCGCAGUUCGGCAACAACCGCAACCAACACCCCCUUCCCGGUAGCUUCAACCGGCAGCAGUUCAACCCGCAGAGCCAGACAUUUGUCCCCAGCUUCCCUGGUCCCGGGAUGCGCGGAGGAGCACCGUUUGGCAUGCCGGGGCAGUCGCCGCAGAUGGGAGUGGUCGCUCCAAACAUGGUCAACUUCCCUAACUUCAACAUGCCCAUGCACCAGCAGCAACCCCCGCGCCCAAGUCAGCCCACUUCGCAGCCGCAGUUCAACCGCCCGCCGGGAAACCCAGCGUUUGUGAAGAAUCAGGGCCAGGGUAUGGCCCAUCCUCUGCCGCAGCCGGUAUCGGCCGCACACAAUCAGGCACAGAGAUCUGCCUCGGGCGGUAGUCAAAGCAGCAUCGCCAAAUGGGGUACUCCGGCGCACCUGCCGCCUAAACCCCCACCUCCGGCCUCAAUGCAGCCCAGCCAGAAGUUCGUAAAUGGGCCACCCAACCGGGUUCCGUCCGGACCGCCGCCGCAGCAGAACCCGAACGGCACGUACCCUAUCCCUAGCAUAAUCGGGACGGGCAAUGGAGCGCGUGCUGCCAAAUAG
Molecule: messenger RNA, 2457 nt
Organism: Lasiodiplodia theobromae
Lineage: Eukaryota; Fungi; Ascomycota; Dothideomycetes; Botryosphaeriales; Botryosphaeriaceae
Product: Single-stranded nucleic acid binding R3H
Exons: 5
Coding region: 1-2457 (818 amino acids)
Biological process (GO): galactose metabolic process
Molecular function (GO): nucleic acid binding
Source: RefSeq, a predicted model, not a curated record